GUUAAAUCGAAAGUGAAAGUAUUACUUAAUUUACUUCCUUCUUUAGAAAAUUGAUUUGACACAUUGUAGAUCAUGGCUACAAGUGAAGAUUACUUACUAAUAGAAUUUCAGGAUGCAUUCGAUCUGUUCGCAAUUGAAGGAUCAAUUGACUUUAAAGGUUUGAAGAGCAUUGUGAAAGCACUUCAAGGAUCUGCGCCAAAUGAUGAAAACCUCAAGUCAAUGAUGAAGGCUGUUGACGACGACGAAGAUGAAUGGAUUAAUUUUGAUGAGUUAGUAAAGAUUUUAUCGAUAAAAUUUGAUGAAAUGGAUUCUGCGCAGACAGUUCUUGAGGCAUUCAAAUUGUUUGAUAUCAAUGGUAUAGGGGAAGUAAGUACAGAUCAUCUACGGCAAGUACUCACAACAGCAGACGACCAGCUCUCUGAAGACGAAAUAAACAAUCUGCUAAAAGACUUUACAGAUAAGUCAAUAAACUAUGAAGACUUAAUACAGGAAUACAAUAGUGAUUUAAUACAAUAUCGUACAGCUACAAAACUAAAUUGAGAGAAAGAGAGAGAAUGAGAGUGGGAAUUAAAUAUGUUAUUAUAUAUGUUUUCAUUCUUUUACUUUUAUAUUGAACAGGAAAUAAAAUAAAAUUAACAGCCAAAUUGUUUUGCGUCAUGUUACAUUUCAGCAUAUGUUUCCUGUUUUUGUUUAGCAUUAAAAAAAGAUCGAAAAAUUCGGAAAAUAAUAAAAUAUUCUGAAAUCAUACUACAUCAAUCAUUAUUCUUCAUAAAAAAUAUUAAAUAAUUGCUCAGAAAAGAAGUUUGAGGAAUAAAGAUUCCGAUCGUUUAAGAAAACGGUAAAGUUCUUUAUCCGUCCUCAUUUUUCGAAAAAAAAACAGUGCUCUUAAAUUUAAAUAAGUAGAAAUAAAUGGAAUGCUUAAAUUUGUUAUUAUUCAAAAUAAUGAAAAUGUAUGACUUUUUGUGUUUAUUUGUUACAUAGGAUGUGGUUCUGUACGUUUAAAUUUUUGCUAAUGUGCUAUGUCUAUUUGACAUUUUGUGUUAUUUGGUACAUAUUUGUUUGUGAUUCUUGUGAUUAUUAUUAUAAUACAAUGUUUACUGCAAAAUUUUUGACAUUUUGACCUAUCAUGUUUGUUUGUUUUGUUCACAAAUCGUUGUAAAUAGAAUUGAACUGUAUUCGAUUGUCAUACAAGCAAGAGGUUUACCAAGCUAUACAACCAGGUUUAAUCUACUAUUUUCUACAUAAGAAAAUGCCCGUUCCAAGAGAGGAAUAUGACAGUUGAUAUACAUUCGCCUGGUGUGUUUGAGCCUUUGACUUUCAGUUUGAAUACGGAUUUUUCGUUUUGAAAUCCUCGGAGUUCGGUAUUUUUGUUAUUUACUUUUUUUGUAACAGUAUGUGGAUCUGGAAAAUAGACUGCAAGAUGACAUCUCUUACCGUUGAAUACCGUAUGUUAUGAAUCCCCCUUUCCUCUUUCAACUAAACCGUUUAAAAAGUCAAUCCAAAAAUACUAUUGCUUUUUUCAACGAACUUUUUUUUACAAAACACUGCAAAAUAUAUCCCGCCGUUUAUGAUUUUUACCUGAAAAAAAGCUUGUUAUAUUUAUUUAGGUGUCAAAUAUAGUUAUUAUAUAUUCCACCAAAAGUGUCAAAAAUUUGAAGAAACUAGUUCAGUAUGUUAAUGGUUUUUUUGUA
Mytilus trossulus (common blue mussel) is the source of this 1691-nucleotide messenger RNA. Its product is annotated as calmodulin-like. NCBI's taxonomy places the organism in Eukaryota, Metazoa, Mollusca, Bivalvia, Mytilida, Mytilidae. Bases 73 to 540 code for a protein of 155 amino acids. The transcript has 4 exons. Gene Ontology annotation, cellular component: cytoplasm. The record is from RefSeq and is a predicted model, not a curated record. Gene Ontology annotation, molecular function: calcium ion binding.